This is a messenger RNA of Vigna umbellata (rice bean), 478 nucleotides long. Lineage: Eukaryota; Viridiplantae; Streptophyta; Magnoliopsida; Fabales; Fabaceae. The record is from RefSeq and is a predicted model, not a curated record.
GGUGAAAAAGGAAGCAAAGGAAGAACAAUCUUUCUUGCGCUACCGGCAUCAACGUUUUCAUCCUCGGCUUCUUCUUCUUCUUCUCUCCGUUUAAGUGUUCUUCUUCCUUUUGCAGCUUGUUGUGUCGCAGAACCGAACCACUCACCAUUCUUUCUAACAUACGCAAAUGGAUUUUCCGGCAGAGGAGAACGAAGAGGGAAACGUGGAAGAGUUGAUGAUGAUGGAAGGAGUAGCAUCAAUAGCAUUGUUGCCGUGUGGCUCUAUCUCAGGACACUUCAUCCAACUUCCACAUUCUACUUGCUAUGGCCUUUCUGGCACUGAAUUGGCAUGUGAAAGGGAAUGCAGUAGGGGUGAGGAUUAUCGCGUCAUCAAACUCACGAUCACAGAUUUCAAUACAAAGAAAGAGCAAGCCACUGUUGUGGAGUGCAAAGGCCAUGAUGCUGCACGGUUCCACAGCAUUGAUCAUAUUCAUGGGUAA